AUGACCUUCGGGUCUCAGUCGCGGAAUGCGCAGAUGGCGUACAACAAUUCCUUCGUGCACUUUUCCUCCGUGGCGGAUGGCUCUCGGAGAAACGUGCCGCUGAACCGGGCCUCGGACCUGUGGGGUGCAGGUGCUGAGGCGCUUCUGGUGCGGAACUGGCUCAGCGUGCUGAGCGUUCGGAGCUUCUCCCCUUGGAUUAGGGAGCGGCUGCCGGAUGUGCCGGGCAAGAACACGCUCUCGGACGUGAUGGCUUCGCUGGGGUGUUGCACCAUCACUGCGCCGGUGCACCAGCUCUUCAACUUCCUGGUGACGACGCCCGAGGCAAAGUCUAUGAACUUCAGCGAGAGGGCCACUGUGGCCAGGAGGUUUCUGCGGGAGCAGUACUUUGUGGAGCUGCCGCGUGAGGAGAUGAUAACAGCAGAUUUGAGCAAGAGCUUGCCGGAGCAGAAGUACAGCUGGAGGAUAUCUCCUGUGGCACUUCGCGAUUUCGGGAUGCGAUCGGUAUACAUCACGACUGUGAUGUCGGUCUUCAUGGCCAUGGAGCGAGCCCUGUGUGCCUUAAUGCGAUAA
Effrenium voratum is the source of this 570-nucleotide messenger RNA. Lineage: Eukaryota; Dinophyceae; Suessiales; Symbiodiniaceae. The record is from the annotation of a GenBank genome assembly.